AUGGAAGGCCUCAAUCCCUCUCAACUCGCCUUCUUCCAUGAAAACGGCUACCUCGUCAUCCCCGACUUCCUCACCCCAGAGGAAAUCACCUCACUUCUGACCGAGACCAACACACUCCUAGACAACUUCCCUUUGGAAUCCCACCCCCUCACCAAGUUCACCACCGGCGACGACGAAAGCAACAAAAACGACCCCCACGUCGGCGACGACUACUUCCUGGACUCCGGCGACAAGAUCCGCUUCUUCUUCGAACCGGACGCCUUCUCCUCCACCCCCGACCCCGCAACAGGCAAACCCGCCCUCCUCAAGCCCAAACAGCAAGCAAUCAACAAGAUCGGACACGCGCUGCACUCGCUCUCCCCGCCCUUCGAGAAAGUUUCCCUGAGCGCGCGCAAUGCCGCCAUCGCCAAGUCCCUGGGUUUCGUGGACCCGCGCGUGCUGCAGAGUAUGGUGAUCUGCAAGCAGCCCGGGAUCGGGGGCGCGGUGCCUCCGCAUCGGGACUCGGAGUUUCUGUAUACGAGGCCGCCGUCGGCGGUGGGGUGGUGGUUUGCGCUGCAGGAUGCGGGGCCUGGGAAUGCGACGCUGGGGAUGUGGAGGGGCUCGCAUCGGCAAAGGAUCAAGCGGCGGUUUGUGAGGAGGAUCGGAGAGGAUGGGAAGGCUGUUGGGACGGAGUUUGUGGAGAAUGAUGGGCCGGAGGUGCCGAGAGGGUCGGAGGGUGACGGUCAGGGCCAGGACCAGGGUCAGGAGGUCAAGGAUGAGGAUUUGGAGAUUCUGGAUAUCAAGGCCGGGUCAUUGGUGCUGAUUCAUGGGAAUGUGCUGCAUAAGAGCGAGAAGAAUACCAGCCCGCGCAGCCGGUUUGCGUAUACCUUCCAUGUCAUCGAGGGUGCGGACGGAUGGGACUAUGAUGAGAGGAACUGGCUGCAGCCUCCGGAGGGCGGAGAGUUUUCCAAGCUUUCAGACUACCUCAACCUAUCGAUACCCGACAACCGGCGCUGGAUCAUGAGCGACCCCGAAAGCGAGCCCUUUAUCAGAUCCUCCUUGGAAAUUGAAGAGGAGAAAGACCUUCAUCCGCAUGGAAAUCUACGACAACUCCUCCCACUAGUCGGUGCAGUCUGGCUCGGAGAAUUUAUCGACGCGGUAGACCAGACUAUCCUAGUCUCCACUUAUGGGACAAUCUCAUCGCAGUUCCAUAGUUUGUCUAUGGGCUCUUGGCUGCUGACGGGGUACAAUCUCGGUUUUUGUAUUGCCUUGCCUGUGUAUGGUCUGCUAUGUGACAUCUACAGCCGCAAGAUUCUCCUCUUCACUUCUUACUUCUUCUUUGGGAUUGGGUCUCUCAUAUGCGGAACCGGGCAAGUUGUCAGCCAAGUGGUAGUAGGCCGGGUCAUCGCCGGCCUGGGAGGCGCUGGAAUGACGUCCCUCUGUUCCGUGAUUAUCACCGAUCUUCUGCCCUCAUCCGAGGUGGCCGUCCUCCGGGGCUGGACAGAGACCAUCAACAACAUCGGCCGCAGCCUGGGACCGCCGCUUGGAGGUUUCCUGGUCAAUACUCUCGGAUGGAGAUGGACAUUUCUCGGCCACCUGCCCCUUUUGGGCCUGUGCGUAGUCAGUGUGGCAUAUCGACUGCCGGCGAAUCCCAAAGGACAAACCGAGCCGAAAGCCGACUGCAUUCGCAAUAUUGACUGGACAGGCAUCCUGGCAUUCGCAGCGGCGAUUAUCAGCCUCCUGCUCGCUAUUCACCUCCUCGGGACGGACGAAACCGGAUCCCCCUGGUUCAUGCCCUCGGUCAUCACCGCGUGUAUCUCGCUUCCAUUCUUCCUGUGGGUCGAGCAUGCAUGGGCAGAACGACCGCUUAUUCCACUUGGCCUCAUGCGAGGGGUUGUGGGACGGCACUGCGCCGUGCAGAUCCUGGUUUACGCCGCGCGUCUCGCGAUCGCAUCGAAUAUCGUGCCGUACAUGGUUCGCACACACGGCCUGAGUGACGUGGCCGCUUCGCUAUUCCAUGUGUCGACCAUCCUGGGUAUGCCACUCGGGGUAUUAGCCAGUGGGUACACAAUCAGGCGACUCAAGCAAUACAAGCCCGUCAUUCUGGGUGGUCUCUGCGCCACGAUCAGCGUCUACCUGCUGAUCCUCCUGCAAUGGCGUCACGGAUCCAGCGUCCUCGACGGCCUGUACAUGUUCCCCGCAGGUACCGCAGCGGGCUUGAUCUUCACCGGCCAGUUCAUCGCCAUCUCCUCGAAUGCACCAGAGGGUAGACUGCCCACGUGUGUGACCAUGUACUUUCUCUGUACGCAGCUGGGGAUCAUUCUGGGUGUCGCGCUCGCUUCGGGAUUGCUGCAGGGUAGUUUCAGUAACGAGCUGAUGAGGAAAUUGCCAGAGUUUGCGGGGAAAGAAAGGAUCGUGCACAAAGUGCUCAACGAGAUCCGGUACUCGAGGGGGCUGCCUGCCGGUUUGCAGAGGGCUAUACGCUCGAGUUUUCUCAGUAGCUUUCAGGCUGUUCCUUGUGAGUUUCCUGUCUAG
Messenger RNA from Aspergillus thermomutatus, 2514 nucleotides. RefSeq names its product phytanoyl-CoA dioxygenase family protein. Gene Ontology annotation, cellular component: fungal-type vacuole membrane. Gene Ontology annotation, molecular function: basic amino acid transmembrane transporter activity. The record is from RefSeq and is a predicted model, not a curated record. Gene Ontology annotation, biological process: transmembrane transport; basic amino acid transport. The transcript has 10 exons. Bases 1 to 2514 code for a protein of 837 amino acids. Lineage: Eukaryota; Fungi; Ascomycota; Eurotiomycetes; Eurotiales; Aspergillaceae.